Messenger RNA from Homo sapiens (human), 4095 nucleotides. It is a transcript of the gene CHN2, whose product is annotated as chimerin 2. Gene Ontology annotation, biological process: signal transduction; regulation of small GTPase mediated signal transduction. The transcript has 13 exons. Lineage: Eukaryota; Metazoa; Chordata; Mammalia; Primates; Hominidae. Gene Ontology annotation, molecular function: GTPase activator activity. The record is from RefSeq and is a predicted model, not a curated record. Gene Ontology annotation, cellular component: membrane. Bases 1534 to 2502 code for a protein of 322 amino acids.
AAAUUCUAGCUAUAUCUAAUGUGUUUUAUUGAAGCAUAUGCUAAAAUGCUGUAUUUGUAAGGAUUCUCAAUGAUACUGGGUAAAUGACUUGUAGUUUCUGAGUGCUGUGGAGUAAAACAAUAGAGAGAUGUCAGAUACUCCAGAGAAGAGGAAGGGUACCUUCAAGAGAGCAUUUCCCUAACAGACUCAGUUAGCUUCAUUUGCCUAACAAACAGACUCAGUUAGCUUUGGCCUUGAAGGUAUUUGCAUGUUAUAGGGCAGGGUUUCCUUUCAUUGAAUACUUUUUAAAAGUGCUUCUUUCUCAUAGCUUAUGUGUACUCCAUUGAAAAAAUGAGGGACAGAAGAGAUAAAGUGCUCUAAAUCUAUUUAGCAGUCCUCAAGGGCAUAACUACAGCCAGAUGUUUAAUGAACUUACUAUGAAUUGUCUUGCAGAGGUACAGAGUGACUUCUUAGGGGUAAACACUUUGCCUGUAACCUGAAUUCAUGCACAAACUUACCUCUAUGACAGGAUCCUGGCUGGAGGGGAGAUUUGCAUUUGGGAGCUGGGCAGGUCCAGGAGGAUGCUCUGUUAAUGGCUCCUCUGGAUUAAGAAGGGGAUCUGUCCUAACGUUGUAGGACAUUCUUCUUAGUUCAGGUAAAGACAGGGUUCUUGUUACAAGACCAUGAAAUAUUAGGCUCAAAGACACUUUGAAGAGUGAGAAAAAUGGAAUUUAUUGGGUGAAAAGGAAAAAAAGGGGAAACAGGGACCCUCAGCGGAGCAAGACUCCUGCUAGUCGGUUUCCCACCUUACAGAUUGAAUCCCAGGUUCCACCCUGGAACAGGAGGGGCCAGGCUCCUCGCCCCUGCAAAGGGCACUAAAUUCUGUGGCCUCACCCCCCAUUCUCCUAGUGUUCUGGGGACCCCUUUACACCUGGCUGUCUCAUUCUCCGCUCUGAAGAAGUCCAUCUGACUGCAGUUAGAAAGGAUAAGGAUGAAGACCCAUCUUAGCCUCCUGCUGACAGGGGGCGCUGUUUUGGGGAAACGGCAGUCAGAGCUCCCUCAAAGACCGAUCUGAGGAUCCCCGGAAGAAGGGGCCAUCAGCUGAGGCUCUGGUUGCGUGAUCAUUUGGAGUUUGAUGGCCUGAAGUUGAGAAGAGACAAACCAGAUGCUGAAGAAUACCAGCCUCCUAUAUGGAAAUCAUACUUAUAUCAGUUACAGCAAGAGGCACCUCGUCCCAAGAGAAUCAUUUGUCCUCGGGAGGUGGAAAACAGACCAAAAUAUUAUGGAAGAGAGUUUCAUGGGAUCAUCUCUCGGGAGCAGGCGGAUGAGCUUCUUGGAGGCGUGGAGGGUGCCUACAUCCUUAGAGAAAGCCAGCGGCAACCAGGAUGCUACACGCUGGCUCUCAGGUUUGGAAACCAGACCUUAAACUACAGGCUCUUCCACGACGGGAAACACUUUGUGGGUGAGAAGAGGUUUGAGUCGAUUCAUGAUCUGGUGACAGAUGGCUUGAUAACACUGUACAUAGAAACAAAAGCUGCCGAGUACAUUUCAAAAAUGACAACUAACCCCAUCUAUGAACACAUUGGAUAUGCCACCCUACUCAGAGAAAAAGUAUCCAGAAGGCUGAGCAGGUCUAAAAAUGAACCAAGAAAAACAAACGUCACACAUGAAGAACACACAGCGGUGGAAAAGAUCUCCUCCCUGGUUCGAAGGGCUGCCCUCACACACAACGACAACCACUUCAAUUAUGAGAAGACACACAACUUUAAGGUCCACACGUUCCGAGGCCCACACUGGUGUGAAUAUUGUGCCAAUUUCAUGUGGGGGCUCAUCGCCCAAGGGGUCCGGUGCUCAGACUGUGGAUUGAACGUACACAAACAGUGUUCCAAGCACGUUCCCAAUGACUGCCAACCUGAUCUCAAGAGGAUCAAGAAAGUGUACUGUUGUGACCUCACAACACUUGUGAAGGCUCACAACACUCAGAGACCCAUGGUGGUAGACAUAUGCAUUCGGGAAAUUGAAGCAAGAGGAUUAAAAUCGGAAGGCCUUUACAGAGUCUCUGGGUUCACUGAACACAUUGAAGAUGUCAAAAUGGCAUUUGACAGAGAUGGUGAAAAGGCCGAUAUAUCUGCCAAUGUCUAUCCAGACAUAAACAUCAUCACUGGAGCCCUUAAACUGUAUUUCAGAGACUUACCCAUCCCUGUCAUCACAUAUGAUACCUAUUCCAAAUUUAUAGAUGCAGCAAAAAUCUCCAAUGCAGAUGAGAGGCUGGAAGCCGUCCAUGAAGUGCUGAUGCUGCUGCCUCCUGCCCACUAUGAAACCCUCCGGUACCUAAUGAUCCACCUCAAAAAGGUUACUAUGAAUGAAAAAGACAAUUUCAUGAAUGCAGAAAAUCUGGGGAUCGUGUUUGGGCCCACUCUGAUGAGGCCCCCUGAGGACAGCACCCUGACCACCCUGCAUGAUAUGCGGUACCAAAAGCUGAUUGUGCAGAUUUUAAUAGAAAACGAAGACGUUUUAUUCUAAUCCAUCAGGGAAAUGAGCUGAAUGGCCCCAGCACCAUCCAAGUUGACACAGCUAAAGGAAUAAAAACAUUUCUUACCACUUGAUUUGUUUUCCAAGCAAGUGCUAGAAUUUCCUGGACUGCAGAGGAUCGCUGAGUGGGGUACUGUGUCUCAUAGACAUGCGCCACCUCCACGUGAGAACAAGGGUGAAGGUGAGGGAAGCCCCUCACCUUGGGUCUUUUGCUGUGCCUCCUAUGUAUGUCUGGUUUGCUGGAAGAGUGAUUAAUACAUCUUUAAUUUAUUAAAAAACAAUGUAGACCUUUAAACUUCAGUCUUAUUGGUAAUAAAAGGGAACUUAAUUCAUACAGGUACUUGAUACAGUUAUACAUUUUCCACUUACAAAAAGAAGACAAUUCUGUUAAAUGAAACGUGUAUCGUAAAAUGUAUUUUUAUUUUACCCACGAGAAUGUUGUUAUUUUUAGCAAAUAGAACUCAAUGCAGUGCAUUGGUUAUUACCCUGUGUACCUUGUCCCUCAUUUUGCUGUGACACCCUGAAAAAGCUGACCACAAAUGCAGUAUUAUCUUGACAUACCUCUGUCCUCCUCAGUGCUUUUUAAUGAAAUUUCACCUGCCCCUUGUGUUCCUGCUUUGGAUAGUUUUUGCUCUUAAGCAUUGGCAUUCUUCUAUUGUAUGGUAUGUAUUUAUAGCAAUUGUAGGAUGGUCUGAAAUGUCCACACACUUUCUAUGCAUACAAAUUUUGUGAAUUCCCAAAGUAUGCUUUGGAAUUGGUCAUAGUCUUUUCGUAUCAUGAGUGUGUAUCCCAGAAGAUACAGAAUGCGGUCAUUUUACCUGAAAUUAUUUGAGAACACUGGAUGUAUCUGGUCUGUGUAAAAAGUUAGCACUUACCCUCUUUUCUUCCUGGCCAAGCCCUCUGAAUUCAUCUGUUAAUAUCAAAUUGUAUUUUUGCCACAUUUCUGUAUUGGUGAAAAGCGAAUCUGCAGAAUAACUGUCAACGUUUUUCAUUCUUGUUUUACAAACCUAUUUUUUAAAGUGAGAAUAAGGUUGGUUUUUACCAAAUAUUUGUUCCUCCUUGACAAAAGUAGCUCUGUGUGGAUAAUAUGAUUUUAUUACUACAGUUCCAGUCACUUGGUUAUAUUUAUCUUAGCAUGAGCCUUUCACACCAAGAUUUCUAUAUUUUGUAACAUAGGUGAAAUAUUUAAAACAUCAAAAACUGUAAAUCUAGAUUUUUAAAAAAUCCAACUGCAAUGUCUUUUCCUUUGAUUGAGAUGAUUUGUGUAAACUCACCAGUCUUGCUUUGGAGUGAGCAGAAGAGAAUGACUAUUUUACGUGGAGCAUCAUUGUGUGACUGUUGACCUGGACAGUCCCAAGGGCUAUGCAGAUGGACUCCAUUGGCACAGGGAGGUUUGACCUCUUCCCUGCUAUUAUCCCUCCUCCCAACUGUACAGAUUUGUUUGUUGUAGUUUAUGUACUUCUUGAUACUGUCAAAAAAUUAUCUGGAAAUGGUUUUAUUUUGUGAAGUGAACAAUACUUUGUAAUUUAUGAUAGUGUAAAUGGAAGGCAAAGCAUCACAUGUAUUAAAUUCUUCUGUCUAUUA